Molecule: messenger RNA, 1802 nt
Organism: Harpegnathos saltator (Jerdon's jumping ant)
Lineage: Eukaryota; Metazoa; Arthropoda; Insecta; Hymenoptera; Formicidae
Product: cytochrome P450 9e2
Exons: 1
Coding region: 140-1702 (520 amino acids)
Molecular function (GO): monooxygenase activity; oxidoreductase activity, acting on paired donors, with incorporation or reduction of molecular oxygen; heme binding
Source: RefSeq, a predicted model, not a curated record
AGUGAAUUUAUUUCAAUUUGUCGUUUUAAACAUUAAAGGUUCUAAUUCUUUCCGUAUAUCGAUAGCUCUAUACUAGCGAAUAUAUUACGGUCAAACGUGGUGCUCUAUUCAGUUAUCAGUGGGAACAUAUCCGAUCGACAUGGAGUACGUGAUCGUCUUGUCAGUAAUAGUCGGCGCCUUGGGUCUUUAUUACUUCUUCUUCAAGGAUCUAAACCAGUUCAAAAAUCAUGGCAUACCGCAUUUAAAACCUCUGCCGAUGCUAGGCAAUAUGGGCCACAUUAUCUUCCACAGGAAAUCGGUAGCUGAAUUGGUGAAAAUGUUAUAUGACGAGUAUCCCGAAGCUAAAUACGUCGGUAUGUAUGAUUUCACUACACCGUUGAUUAUGCUGCGCGAUCCUGACCUCAUCAAGUCCGUCGCGCUCAAGCACUUUGACAUGUUCCCGGAUCAUCGCACCCUUAUCCCAGAUGAUCAGGAUCCGAUAUUUUCUAAGACGCUUCUCUUUCUUCGCGGCGACUCGUGGCGAAUGGCACGAAGCAUGUUGAGCCCGGCUUUCACGACUAGUAAGAUGAAAAGUAUGUUCAAGCUUAUGUCGGAUUAUGCUGUCAACUUCGCUAAUUUCGUGACGCAGUUGUCACCGGAGCAGAGGAUGAUACAGAUGAAAGACAUCCUCGAGCGCUAUACCAACGACACGAUCGCCACUUGCGCUUUCGGCGUCAGCGUCGAUUCCAUGCGAGACCCAAAAAAUCUCUUCUAUUUGAACGGCAAAGAGGCGACAAGAAUCAAUAACGUCGACAUUAUCAAGUUCUUCAUAUUUAGGAGCAUGCCCACGUUGGCACGGGUGCUUAAACUGAAGAUCGUCAACGAGAAGAACGCUAAAUUUUUCCGGAACCUUGUGCAGACCACCAUUAAGAUCAGAGACGAUAAGAGUAUCGUUCGGCCGGACAUGUUACAAUUGAUGAUGGAAAAUAGAGACAAACAAGACGAUAAGAAGGAAUUGACAAUCGAGGAUAUGACUAGCCAGGCCUUCAUUUUCUUCUUUGGCGGUUUCGAAACCACUUCGACAUUGAUGAGUUUCGCUGUGCAUGAGAUCGCGGUUAACGAAGACGUACGGAAAAGACUGCAGGAUGAAAUCGAUCAGGUGUUGGAGGACACAAACGGCCAAGUGUCGUAUGAAGCGAUCAACAACAUGCAAUACUUGGACGCUGUGGUGAACGAGGCUCUCAGGAAAUAUCCAGUCCUCCCGUUAAUAGACAGAUUGAGCGUGAAAGAUUUCGAGUUGCCGCCAACGUUACCGGGCGUAAAGCCCUUUACCCUGAAGAAAGACCAAGCCGUGGUGAUACCAAUUUAUGCACUUCACCAUGACCCAAAGUACUUUAAAGAGCCGGACAAGUUCGAUCCCGAGCGGUUUCUUGGCGAGCAGAAGAAACAUACCCUCAACACUGGAGUUUAUCUACCGUUUGGCUUGGGCCCCAGGAUGUGCAUAGGCAACCGAUUUGCUCUGUUGAAGACGAAAGUGUUACUUUUCCACAUGCUGGCACGCUGUGACUUUCUACCUUACGAGAAGACGCCGAUACCGAUUCAAUUAGCUAAGGAAGGCUUCAUUAUAAUGCCUGAGGGUGGUUUCUGGCUGAAAGUGGUACCGAAGAAGGAACCCCAUCGCACCGUUGCAAUUAAUAACGCCAAAGGCACGUGUGAACUGUAGGAGAGAAUUGUUUAUUCCGCGUGAUUUUUUGAGAUUUCAUAUAUAGGAGAUAUAGGAAAUAUUUGGUAAUUAAUAUGAAAUAAACUAUUAAACACAAAUA